AUGUCACCAUCGACAUCGGGAGCGCUGCUAGGCAGCUCGAGUGGGUCGGCUGUCGUUGAGCUGCCGGGACCAGCACGCUCUGCACCACGACUCGAGCUCCUUCUGAACCUCGUCGCCUCAUCUUCGUCCGACCCGGCGCAAACAGACGACAUCCUCUUCAUAAUCAGUCAAUCUGGUUUGCUUUCCAAUGUGCCACAGGAUGAAACACAGCACAAGCUCACCGUGCGCAUCACCGCUCUCAUAUCCUCGCAAAACGCGCUCGGUUACCAACUGGCCAACCUUUGGAUUCAACAGGAUCGAGCUGUCUGGAACGACCACCUCAUCUCGAACGCCGCUGCAUGGGCCACACAGAUCGUCAACAUCCUUUCAGCUCCUGACAAGCUUUUGCUGCAGCGCGAACACUCUGACCGUCUCCUCGCAGCAGCGCUCCAAUUUGCAGUAACCCACCUCUUUCCCGAAAACGUAGCAUCAAGACAGGAAUUCUAUCGACAGGUGGUGCAUCCAAACCUUCCCAAAUUUGUUGUGGGCUUGACGCAGUUGCUCGAAAGUAUUUUUGCAAAGCAAAACGCAGAAGGCUAUGCUGUCUUUGCUAGUCAUUUGCACACUGUGUUGGUAUUCAUCGACCGCCUCUUACACGCUCAUCCAGCUCAAUGCCGACCCGUGUCGCCGCGGAUGCUCGAAUGCGUCUCCGCAAUGCUGUAUCGUGAUGACGCAUUGUCGAUCCCGCUCCCUGUUUUCAAUGCCUCAGCAGCCGUCCUCUCGUCGCUUCACCUCACUGGCGCCCUUGCUUCCAAAGGCAGCGAGGCCUCCGGUGGCUCAAGCCGUACGACUCAGUCUCAGCUCUGGCAAGCCACGAUCGAGACUCAGGUUCAUCUUGCAGCCGAAGCAUGGCGUCAUGCCACGUCGAGCUUUCAGAUCACCGAUAUGUCUCAGCUCGUCAAUGACGGACAGUCUGCCUCGCUAAACAAACACCUGAGCCCAUACGCGAAGGAUCCUUUGGCGGCCACCAAACAAGCACACAGGAGGAUCACGUUGCUUCUCGGUAGCCGUGGACGCUCAGGUCUGAUCAAUUCUCAUCUUCGCGCUGCAACUUCGAGGCCAGUGCCUGUUCCAGUCGGCGAGCUCAUCACUCUGGCACUGGACAUGCUCAGGAUUGAUCUCACUAGCAGAUUCAAAGCGACUGCGGAAGCCAAGGUAUGCUCCCUUCAAUCGGCUCAUCUGCCAACGCUCCACACACGAGCACUUGCGCUCAUUACUCAGCUAGCGAUCACCGUACCCGCUGCCAUGUCGCUGGAGGGUUCGAGGGUUCUGGGAGACAUCUGCCGCAUCGCUGAGAUAGGCGUCAGCGCUGGCACUACGCGUCUGGUAAGUACCAGAGUCAAGCUGGCGACCAUGCGUACCCUAGCUGUGCUCGUUGGAAGGCAUGGCGUUGCUCUGCCACUCGACCCUGCUGGCCGUGUCACUUUGCGUCUUGCACGCUUAGCGGUGACCCAGAUUGCUAGAGCCGUUCUUCAGCCCGUUCAGACUACUUCCAGUACGACCUCCGGAGAUGACAGGAAAGCGAAAAAGGUGCGUCUCUACGAGUCAGAUUCCAUGUUUGGCUCUGACAGAUCGCCCAAGGAUCGCAUCCACGAUGUGAGCGUCGAGGAUAUCGCCUCGACACAAGCUGCUUUGCAGGUCCUUGUUGCCGUUUACCCUCACCUCACCACCACGCUCAGCGCAAUGCACUAUGACCAGGUACAGCUCUCGAUCCAGACUGUCUUGGCGCUCGUGGAAUGCCUUGCCGACUCGACUAGCACUCAUUCUGCCACACUUCGCAGCCAAAGUGCUGGUUCUUAUGCGCCGACGACGGCAGAGUUGCUGCAGGAAGCAAUGGAAGCAUUAGCGGAACUUUGUCUCGACUCUUGCUCUAGCACGCUUGCCUUGGUGUUGCCAAGGGCCAUCCCAGUGCUUGGCAGGAUUGCUCAUGCGCCUAGUUCGGCUGGCAAUGCCAAAAUUCGAAGUGUUGCCGGACGCGCAUUGAUGGCGGUACAUGCUAGCAGGAAGGGCAAGUUUGUGCCUGUGGCAAAAGGUGUUGGGUUUGGUCCACGCGCAACUGACGAUUUGGAAGCUGCGCCCGAAGGUGCCAAGCUUUCAGGUGCGUCUGGUGUUGGCCGCUCGAUUCCCACAACGAGCGAGGCACUUGGAUCAAGCAUCAUCAGCGCGACCACUGCGGUGCUCGGGGCGAUGGGUGAGAGUCAUCUCGAACGAGACGAGGAUUCUGUCGAGGCUGGUGUGAAUACCGAGGCGAGAAUGGACGUAGAUGCGAUCACCGCCGAAUCAGCCGAGCUACUCAAGGCUUCUGGUCCAGAUGCUGCUUGCUCUGCGCCUCCCACAGGGCUGGCACUUGGUCUCCCCACAUCGCCUCGACGAUCGCCGAUUGAGAGACGCAUCUUUUCGCCUGACCCAGUCAAGCCUAAUUACCGACCCAGCACGCCACGCAUCGGCAGCCCGUCCACGCCACACCCGCCUUGCUUGUCGCGCACAGCAUCGCCGAGUCUGGACGCCGGUGCCUUCAUCAGCCAUGGUAGAUUGGCCAACCCGGUCUGCAGCCCCACCACUACUUUUGCGGUUCCAGCGACCACCGAUGCCCCGGUGCAAGCAGCUGUCCAGGUCGUCAACACAUCUGCUGUGGCUGAAGCGGCGCAAGAGAUCAUCAGCAAUACGAAAACAGCAGCGACUGCAAUGCCAGCUACUCGAGGCACGCACAUGGCAGAGCUAGAGGAGACGCGUUUCAUGGACGGCAGUGAUGAUGAUGAAGAUAUGCCCGAGAUCGACGUCGGUGAUUCGGAUGACGACGAGGAAGCAGAGGCUUGA
This is a messenger RNA of Mycosarcoma maydis (corn smut), 2856 nucleotides long. RefSeq lists its product as uncharacterized. NCBI's taxonomy places the organism in Eukaryota, Fungi, Basidiomycota, Ustilaginomycetes, Ustilaginales. The transcript has a single exon. The record is from RefSeq and is a predicted model, not a curated record. The coding region runs from base 1 to 2856 and encodes 951 amino acids.